Molecule: messenger RNA, 288 nt
Organism: Rotaria sordida
Lineage: Eukaryota; Metazoa; Rotifera; Eurotatoria; Philodinida; Philodinidae
Source: the annotation of a GenBank genome assembly
AUGAAAGUAUUAUCUGCUUUUACCGCCGAUCUAUGCAAAUUAUCUGCACAUCCUGAUGAAGAAGAAGAACUUAUUACACCAGGUGUUGGGUUUCGUGUUGAACGCGUUGACUUUAAUCAUGAGACAAACAAACAUUUGAUCUGCUUGGAACUCAGACAACGUUGGUCUAUGGCACACAAAGUCGACAUCAAAACUCUUCAGGACAACGAAGAAGCAUAUGCUCCAUAUGGUCCUGUGAAAAUUCUACCGUCACAUGGUUACAAAAAAAGUACAACAUCAAAAAACUAG